UGGAAGCUGACUGUCCUAACAACUGGAAAAGUUUUAAUAGAAAUUGUUAUCUAUUUUUAAACCAACUUUCAAUGAACUGGCAAAGUUCUCGGGACUACUGCAUACACGCAGGUGCUAAGUUGGUGGAAAUUGAUUCUUCUGUUGAAGAUAUUUUUAUUUUACAAAAUGCAAAGGAUUUACAUCUAAGUGGUCACUGUUUUUGGUUGGGUGGUUCUGAUGCCAAGCCCUCAGGAGUAUGGAUGUGGUCAACUUCACGUAAAAUGUUGAUGUACACCAACUGGGCGCCAGGCGAGCCUAACGACUAUCACACCCAUCAGGAGCACUGCCUUAAUCUCCACUACUACACUCACUAUAACUCAUACCUCUGGAAUGACGAGCAGUGCCCAGAACAUUGCUACCCUAUAUGUGAACAACCAAACCCAUGGAUAAGAUUCACUGAUAAACCUUAUGUUCCUGUUGCCACUACCACCACUUCUACAACCAAGACCACCACCGCAGUUCCAACCACCACCACAACGACUCAUCUUCCAUCAACCAGCAAGCACUUACAAAUGGUGACACUACCCCAGAAUCCACAAAACUCUCAGCUUGCAAACUGUCAAAGCGGAUGGAUCAGAUUUAGCUCCAGCUGCUAUAUUUUUGCUACCGAUAUCUCGUACGAUUGGGUUGAAUCAGGGCACUUCUGCACACUGUUUGGUGCAUCUUUAGCAUCCAUAGAAACUGAUAUUGAAAAUAAUUUUAUAAGACAGGAGUUGCUUAGCAUCGCAAAAUCUGCUGACUUUUGGGUUGGUGGAACAGACAUUAUGUCAGAAGGUGACUGGAAAUGGGCGACGUCACAAAAGCCAGUGACGUAUUCGGAUUGGUAUCCCGGAAGGCCUUCUGAUUCUCAUCACAAUGUGAACUGUCUUGAACUGUCCCAUAAUUACAGAUAUCAAUGGAAUGAUCAAGAUUGCCGAGUACAAAAUCAUUUUAUUUGUGAAAUGCUCCUAGUGAAACCAAGCUGGGGGAAAGAUGUGCUCUCUAUUGAGCAAUUUGGUCUGACAGAACACCAACUUACAGCUUGA
Messenger RNA from Saccostrea cuccullata (small rock oyster), 1064 nucleotides. RefSeq names its product macrophage mannose receptor 1-like. NCBI's taxonomy places the organism in Eukaryota, Metazoa, Mollusca, Bivalvia, Ostreida, Ostreidae. The record is from RefSeq and is a predicted model, not a curated record. The transcript has 7 exons. Gene Ontology annotation, molecular function: signaling receptor activity. Bases 72 to 1064 code for a protein of 330 amino acids.